This is a messenger RNA of Glycine soja, 1613 nucleotides long. RefSeq names its product cyclin-dependent kinase F-1-like. The record is from RefSeq and is a predicted model, not a curated record. The coding region runs from base 86 to 1435 and encodes 449 amino acids. Gene Ontology annotation, cellular component: nucleus. Gene Ontology annotation, molecular function: ATP binding. Gene Ontology annotation, biological process: protein phosphorylation. NCBI's taxonomy places the organism in Eukaryota, Viridiplantae, Streptophyta, Magnoliopsida, Fabales, Fabaceae. The transcript has 2 exons.
UAUGGUCUAGGAAGCAAACAUUCGGGUGUGGUUGUCGUCAACACAAACUCAAAUUUGGCGUUUCAUUCAUUUCAAAUUAUCUCUAAUGGAUCCUCCACCCAAGACUUGGAGCAUCCACAUGCGCUCCGAGAUAACCGCCAAGUACGAGGUUCUCAACCGGGUCGGGUCGGGCGCCUAUGCCGACGUCUACCGCGCCAUCCGCCUCUCCGACGGCGCCUCGGUGGCGCUGAAGGAGGUCCACGAUUCCCAAUCCGCAUCGCGCGAAAUCGAGGCCCUGAGGCUUCUGAAAGGGUCCCGAAACGUGGUCGUGCUGCACGAGUUCUUCUGGCGCGAGGACGAGGACGCGGUUCUUGUGCUCGAGUUUCUCGGAACCGACCUUGCGGCGGUGAUCGGAGAAGGUGAUGGUGUCGGUGUUGGAGAAAUUAAGGGGUGGAUGGUGCAGGCUCUGAGUGCAGUGGAUGAGUGUCAUAGGAACAUGAUCGUGCAUAGGGAUUUGAAGCCGUCGAAUUUCUUGGUUUCUGAUGAUGGGGUCCUCAAGUUAGGGGAUUUUGGACAGGCAAGGAUACUAGUGGAGUCUGGAUUUAAUGCUCCCCAGGAGAACCCGCCACCAUAUGAAGAUGAUACUUCUAAUGCUGAAAGCUCAACCCAACAUUCUGAAUCUAUUUCUCAAUUAGUUAACUUAAACCAAACUGCAUAUGAAAAUCCAAAUCUGGGAACCUUGAGUCAUGAAGAAUAUUUCAGAGUCUUGGAUGAGAUGAAAACCAAGAGCUACUCGUAUGACACUGAUAAGGACACAAACAUCUAUGAUGGAAACACCUCAUGUCUUGCAACAUGCACAACCAGCGACAUAGAUGAUGAUCUUUGUAAGGGUUCUUUUACAUAUGAAGCUGAGGAGGUAGGAGGGAAUGAACUUGGUUGUCUCACAUCAUGUGUUGGAACUCGGUGGUUCCAAGCUCCUGAACUACUCUAUGGAUCCACAGACUAUGGUUUAGAGGUUGAUCUUUGGUCAUUGGGGUGUGUCUUUGCCGAGCUCUUAACAUUGAAGCCAUUGUUUCCUGGGACAAGUGAUGUAGAUCAGCUCAGCAGAAUUGUAAGUGUUUUGGGGAACAUUGAUGAGGAAACUUGGCCUGGUUGUCACAAACUUCCUGAUUAUGGAUCAAUCUCAUUUGGUGAGGUGGAAAAUCCUAGUGGUCUUGAAGCAUGCAUGCCAAAUUGCACCCCUGAUGAAGUUUCCCUAGUCAAAAGACUGAUUUUUUAUGAUCCUGCUAAGAGGGCCACAGCAAUGGAGUUACUUCAGGACAAGUACUUUAGUGAAGAACCUCUUCCUGUUCCAAUUUCUGAAUACAAUGAAGUGGAUUCUGAUUCUGCUUUGGAGGAGUUUGGCACCUUGAAUAUCACCACAACUGGUUCUGAUUUAUCUAUACAGAUCCCUUGAACACGAAGGAUAUGAUGCACCUUAAAUUUUGUUUUAUUAUUUGUAUAUAAAAAAAUGAAUUCAAGGUGCAUCAUAUUCUUGGGACAGAAUUUUCCCUUUGUGCUGUUCGAUUGGUAGUAUAUUUGCUGAAUGAAAUCCACGGUUGGAUUUUUUUUAUAAGAAUUUAUUUCUUUUGCAA